This is a messenger RNA of Bolinopsis microptera, 819 nucleotides long. Its product is annotated as peptidyl-prolyl cis-trans isomerase A-like. The transcript is spliced from 3 exons. Gene Ontology annotation, molecular function: peptidyl-prolyl cis-trans isomerase activity. The coding region runs from base 28 to 525 and encodes 165 amino acids. The record is from RefSeq and is a predicted model, not a curated record. Gene Ontology annotation, cellular component: intracellular membrane-bounded organelle. Gene Ontology annotation, biological process: protein peptidyl-prolyl isomerization; protein folding. NCBI's taxonomy places the organism in Eukaryota, Metazoa, Ctenophora, Tentaculata, Lobata, Bolinopsidae.
CUUGUUUUAGCCAAGCAAGUUCUCGACAUGGCCAACAACCCAAUAUGUUUCUUCGAUAUCACCAUCGGUGGUCAGCCCGCUGGUCGUAUUGAAAUGACUUUGCGAGCGGAUAUUGUCCCAAAAACAGCUGAGAACUUCAGAGCUCUUUGCACAGGAGAGAAAGGAUUUGGGUACAAGGGAUCUGCUUUCCACAGAGUCAUCGACAACUUCAUGUGUCAAGGAGGUGAUUUCACUAAAGGAAACGGUACCGGAGGCAAGUCCAUCUACGGCAACAAGUUCGAGGAUGAGAACUUUACCCUGAAGCAUACCGGAGCUGGUGUCCUCUCCAUGGCCAAUGCCGGACCCGGAACCAACGGCUCUCAAUUCUUCCUGUGCACUGUCAAGACUGACUGGCUUGAUGGCAAACAUGUAGUGUUCGGAAAUGUUACCGGAGGAAUGGAUGUUGUCAAGGCUAUGGAAAAUGUAGGCUCUCGUUCAGGAGCAACGUCAAAGCCUGUCUCCAUCGCUGACUGUGGGGUCUUAUAAAUGAGAAGCAGAAUGAGAGAAGCAUUUAUGGGCAUGCUGGCCAGCCAUUUGCAAUUUAAUGAACUUACCACGUUGUCGUAAAAUCAUUCUUAUUUAUUCAAUUUUUACUUGAAUUAUUCAUCCAACGUAUUAUUGCCUUAUUAUUACUAUUUAUUAUACAUGAGAAAAUUUAUACCAUUCUUUAUAUUUGAAGAUUAUAUUAUAUAAGUAUACAUUUACUUAUCUGACUCGUGCCCAUUGCACUUUAAAACAUGUUUAUUUGUGGUAACAUUAUACAAAAUUGCAAAAACACGC